This is a messenger RNA of Hyphopichia burtonii NRRL Y-1933, 404 nucleotides long. RefSeq lists its product as uncharacterized. The record is from RefSeq and is a predicted model, not a curated record. The coding region runs from base 1 to 393 and encodes 130 amino acids. The transcript is spliced from 2 exons. NCBI's taxonomy places the organism in Eukaryota, Fungi, Ascomycota, Pichiomycetes, Serinales, Debaryomycetaceae.
AUGGCGCUUCAAUUGAACAAGUCUGCUCGUGGACGUAACCUUAAGGUGGCUGCCGGGACCGGGGCCGUGGUGCUUGGGGCCGGGUAUCUUUUGAUAUCGACUUUCCCCCAUUUGAAAACGUCAAUUUAUAACUAUCUCACCAACACCCAGGAAGAAGCAUCCGAUGAUAACGAACCAAUAGAACUCAGCAGAUCCGACGUGCAACAAGCCGAGAAAGAAGAAGAGGCUCUUUCUCAGACCGUGGUGGGUGACAGCAGUCUUGUGGAUAUCAAUGAAUGGUCUCAAGAUAACUUGAAACAUUGGUUGAGCCAAAAAGAAAUCAGUCCUCCUCCGGAUGCUACUCGUGAUGGCCUUAUUUCCUACGUUAAGUCUAUUCAGGAAAAGAGUGGUUAAUUAUCUUGCCC